Molecule: messenger RNA, 3410 nt
Organism: Brassica oleracea var. oleracea
Lineage: Eukaryota; Viridiplantae; Streptophyta; Magnoliopsida; Brassicales; Brassicaceae
Product: Fanconi anemia group J protein homolog
Exons: 24
Coding region: 83-3058 (991 amino acids)
Biological process (GO): nucleotide-excision repair; double-strand break repair involved in meiotic recombination
Cellular component (GO): nucleus
Molecular function (GO): DNA helicase activity; DNA binding; hydrolase activity, acting on acid anhydrides, in phosphorus-containing anhydrides
Source: RefSeq, a predicted model, not a curated record
CACGAUUCUUCUUUUCUUCUUCCUCUGUUCUCUUCUUCCAUCUCAGUCACAAACCGCUGAGCAUAUCACAAAGCUUAGCACUAUGGUUUCCCCAGCAAGCUUAAGCAAAUCAGAAGAGAAAGAAACCCUAAACCCUAGAAACGUGUACCACAUCGGAGGACUCCAAGUGAGAUUCCCUUAUCAGCCGUACGGAACACAGCUAGCUUUCAUGAGCCGUGUCAUAUCUACCCUUGAUAGAGCCCAGAGAGACGGUAGAUGCCACGCGCUUCUCGAGUCCCCCACUGGCACUGGCAAAACUCUUUCAUUGCUCUGCUCGGUUCUCGCUUGGCAACAGAGCUAUGCAUCGCGCUUUCCUAAAGGAAACUCGGCUCAUAAAAGAAGUCAUUUCACACCUGACGUCACACGACCACCCUCAACAGAACCUAGCAAUGUGGUGGAAGUCGAAAAACCUCCAAGAGUUCCUACCAUAUUCUAUGCUUCACGAACGCAUGCUCAGAUCACUCAAGUCAUUCGUGAGUAUCGCAAAACUGCUUACAGAGUGCCCAUGGCUGUAUUGGGUGCACGUAAACGUUCAUGCACCAACCGUCGUGUACAGGGGAAACCUAAUUUAGACGAGAUAUGCCGGUGUCUCAUAAAAGAUAGAAAUAAACCAAAAUGUCCCGAGUUCAUAGGCAAAGAUGAUAUUGUAGCUCACCCAUCACUUCAGCAAAAUGAAGUUCAUGAUAUUGAAGAUCUUGUCAAAAUUGGAUAUGCUGUUAGAGGUUGUCCAUACUUUGCUGCCUGGGACAUGUAUGAGAGGGCACAAAUUGUUUUUUGCCCUUAUUCCUAUAUAGUUGACCAACUCAUUCGACAAGAAAAACUUGAAGACAAAUUGAAUGGGGCCAUUAUAAUCUUUGACGAAGCACACAAUAUGGAAGACAUUGCUCGUGAAGCAGGCAGCAUUGACUUGGGAGAAGAGACUCUUUUCAAAUUACAGAGUGAACUACAACUUCUAAGCCUGGCGAUCCCAAUGAUAUAUCAACCCGUGUGUGAUGCUAUAGACGGAUUGAUAAGCUGGAUUGGAAGCAGAAAGGACUCCCUAGCAAAACGUGAUCCUCAACACUAUUUCUCUAGCUGGACCGGAGACAAAGCUUUAAGGGAGCUAGAGGAAUCUAAUAUCACUCGAAAAGGCUUCCGGAAAUUAUCGAACUGCUUAAUUGAUGCAAUCGAAAGAUCAAUGAAAGAAAUACGUCCUCAUUUGAGUGGGAUAUUUGUCUCCACACUUCAAGAGUUGUUAGUUACACUUGGAUACUUCUUUUCAAGAGAUGGAAGUCACAGUCACACCCUCGAUUACGAACUGGGUUUACAACGCUUUAUUAAAAGAGGAGAUUCUUCUGGGAAGUGGACACAUACUUUGAGUUUGUGGUGCAUGAAUCCAUCUGUUGUUUUCAAAGCCAUAGUUGAUCUUUCUUCAUCCAUUAUUUUAACAUCUGGGACUUUGUCACCAAUGGACUCUUUCUCAUCUGAACUUGGGAUGCAGUUUGGCGCUUGUUUGGAGGCUCCACAUGUGGUUGAUGCUAAUCAGCAGGUGUGGGCUGCUGGAAUCUUCAGUGGUCCUAAUAAUCAACCUCUAAAUGCAAGUUAUAAAACAAAUGAUGAAUAUCCGUUCCAGGAUGCUCUAGGGAAAUCAUUGGAAGAGAUUUGCUCUAUUGUGCCAGGUGGCUCUCUCGUCUUCUUUCCAAGCUAUAAGCUUAUGGAAAAACUCUGUACGCGUUGGCGUGAAACUGGUCAAUGGUCUCGGCUCCGCUUGGAAAAAGACAUUUUUAUUGAGCCAAGAGGAGGAGCAACGGGGGAGUUUGAGAAUGUCCUGAAGGGAUAUUAUGAUUGUAUAGGCGGAAAAAAUAGAUUGAUUGGAAGAAAUAGGAGAGCAGGGACUCGAGUUGAUUCCAAGAAAGGAGGAGCAUUUCUUGCUGUAUGUAGAGGAAAGGUUUCUGAAGGGCUUGAUUUUAGUGAUGACAACGCCAGGGCUGUGAUAAUCGUUGGCAUUCCAUUUCCAAACUUGCAUGAUGUCCUAGUCGGACUAAAGAGAAGUUAUAAUGAUACGUACAAAUCAUCUAGAAACCUUCUUGGAGGGGGUGAAUGGUAUUGCCAACAAGCGUAUCGUGCUUUAAAUCAAGCAGCAGGGAGAUGUAUUCGGCAUAGGUUUGAUUAUGGUGCCAUCAUAUUUUUGGAUGAGAGAUACAGACAACAAAGGAACAGAGUGUCUAUUUCAAAGUGGCUAAGACAGUCUAUCAAACUGUAUGAUAAUUUUGAAGAAUCUAUGCAAGACUUGAAAUCAUUUUUUCCCAGUGCCAAGGAGCAUGUUGAAAGUAAGAUGUUAAGCUACAAAGAAGUCAUCGACCUUGAGUGUGUGGUCCAAACUGAGCCUGAAACAUCUUUUGUGAUCAAUGGUAGUUCAGCAUCCAGUCCAUUUUCUUGCUCCAGUGGUUUGACUCUAGAACGAGGGGGGCCACCGAGUGUUAGUUCCCAUGCUUUGAAGAGAAGAAAGUUUAUCAGCUCUGCAGCCGUUAUUGACCUUGAAAAAGAAAACAACCAUGACAUAAUCACAAGGAGAAUUGAGUUUGGAUCUGACAGCAGCACUGAAACAAGAGCUAGAGUGCAGAUAUCUUGUUUGCUAUGCAGAAGCCCUUUAGGUCACCCAGAUAAUAAUGGCUCUUCAUAUCUAAAUUGCUUGGUGACUCGGUCAUCCAAGAAGUAUUUACUGUCUCUCCUGAAAGAAACAUCAAGAUCUGAAAUGCCAACAAGCGUUUCAGUUAUCGUGACAGAUUGCUCCUCGGUUGACCAGAGACUCUGCACAAAAGAUGAGGGGAUUUGGUGCGAGCAAGAUGGAUGUGUUUUCAACACCAUCUUCUGCCCUUUCUGCAGUGUCCCAAACACGACGUGUCUCGGAGUGCAAAUCAUGGCUACUGAUUCAUCAAAUGUCCACUUUCUCAGCAAAAUAUUGUUCUUUUCUGAUCAUCUAAAUGUCAUGGGUGAUGCUGCAAUCAAGGAAACGUUGUUGGAGCACAAAGUUACUUGAUAGAGAAGCUGAAGCUGGGAAGAAGAGAUCAAAACAGGUUCCGCGAACUCGGGAUUUUGGUGUUGAUGAUACUCUCUACGGUUUCUUGAGUUGUCAAGGCAAACUGACCAUGCAUUACAUUUUCUUGGUUCAUCAUAAGGAGGUGUGACCUAUAAUUCUGCCAAUCUUUACUUAUAUUUUUUCAGUGAUUAUGAGAAAUUGAUUCUCCCUAGAUUCCAUCUAUCAUUAAGAACAAGAUCAGUUGGAUAGUGUGUUAACUAGCAAGCAAUACACUCCAUCUUGUUUGCUUAUAUAAAACGGCAUCCCUUCCAGAUUGUGUAGAGCAUAUAUUUGCAUUCCAAGGGUUUUUGGA